CUCCUCUCUCGCCGCUCCCGGCCCCGCUCCGCCCCCGGAGUCCGAUGGCGGCGGCCGCGCGGAGGGAGCCGGCUCAGGGCUGUGUGACCUUUGAAGAUGUGGCCAUUUACUUCUCCCAGGAGGAGUGGAGGCUCCUUGAUGAGGCUCAGAGGAUCUUGUACCAUGAUGUGAUGCUGGAGAACUUUGUACUUACAACAUCCUUGGAUUGUUGGUAUGGAGCUGAGGAUGAGGAGGUACUUUCUGAGCAGAGCAUUUCUGUAGAAGGAGUGUCACAGGUCAGGACUUCUAAGGCAGGUCCAUCGACCCAGAAGAUUCACCCCUGUGAAAAGUGUGUGCCAGUGUUGAAAGACAUUUUGCACCUCACUGAGCUCCAAGCAACAUAUUCUGGGCAGAAACCAUAUUUGGGUGGGGCAUCCAGAGGCUUCUGGUUUAGUGCAAACCUUCAGCAGCACCAAAAGCAUGACAGUAGAGAGAAAAUCUUCAAAAUGGACAUGGAGCAGGCCUCGUUUGUGAUAAGCUGCAGAUUCCACAUGUUAGGGAAGCCCUUUACCUCUGGGGAGGGUGGAAAGAACUUUCUAGCUACCUCAGACCUUCUCCAGCAGCAGGCCAUUCCUGAUGGUGAGAAGCCACAUGGGAACCUUGAGCAUGGGGAGCCCUUCAACAGUGGAAAAAGUCAUGACAAGUGGAUUGAAUGCAGGAAAGUUUUCAACAACAUGGAUACACUUCCCCACCAGAGAGUCUGCACUGAAGGUCUUAACACAUGUAACAAAUGUGGGAAAUCCUUCAGCUGCAAAUACACACUUGUUCAGCACCAGCAAAUUCACACUGGGGAAAGGUAUUAUGAGUGUGGUGAAUGUGGGAAAUAUUUUACCACUAGCUCCACCCUCCAUCAUCAUCAGAGAGUUCACACAGGAGAGAGGCCUUAUGAGUGCACUGAAUGUAGAAAAUCAUUUACCUAUAAAUCCCACCUGAUUCGACACCAGAGAGUUCACACAGGAGUAAGGCCUUAUGAGUGCAUUGAAUGUGGGAAAUCCUUUAGCCAGAAAUCUAUCCUCAUUCAACACCAAAGAGUUCACACUGGAGAAAGGCCUUAUGACUGCAGUGCAUGUGGGAAAUACUUUAGCCAGAAAUCUGCCCUUGUUCAUCACCAAAGAGUUCACACCGGAGAAAGGCCUUAUGAGUGCAGUGAAUGUGGGAAAGCUUUUACCUUUAGCUCCAGGCUCCGUUAUCAUCAGAGGGUUCACACUGGAGAAAGGCCUUAUGAGUGCAGUGAAUGUGGGAAAGCUUUUACCUUUAGCUUCAGGCUCCGUGAUCAUCAGAGAGUUCACACUGAAGGAGGGCCUUACGAGUGCAUUGAAUGUGGCAAAUCUUUUAGUGCGAAAUCUGUCUUCAUUCAACAUCAAAGAGUUCACACUGGAGAAAGGCCUUAUGAAUGCAGUGAAUGUGGGAAAUCCUUUAGCCAAAGCUCAGGCCUCCUUCUACACAAAAGAGCUCACACUAGAGCAAGGCUUUAUGAGUGCACUGAGUGUGGGAAAGCUUUUGGAUGUAAAUCCAAACUUGUUCAGCACCAGAGAGUUCACACUGGAGUAAGGCCUUAUGAGUGCAUUGAAUGUGGCAAAUCUUUUAGUGUGAAAUUUGUCCUCAUUCAACACCAAAGAGUUCACACUGGAGAAAGACCUUAUGAGUGCAGUGAAUGCGGGAAAUCCUUUAGUCAGAAAUCUGUCCUCAUUCAACACCAAAGAAUUCACACUGGAGAAAGGCCUUAUGAUUGCAGUGAAUGUUGGAAAUCCUUUAGCCGCAAAGCCCAGCUUAUUCAACAUCGAACAGUUCACACUGGAGCAAGGCCUCAUGAGUGCAAUGAGUGUGGGAAAUCCUUCAGCCAGAGAUCUGGCCUUGUUCGGCAUAGGAGAGCUCAUGUGCACUGAAUGUUUGAAAUCCUUUGCUGCAAAUCUGACCUCACUCAACACCUAAGUUCACACUGGGAAAAGGCUUUAGCUAUGUAGAGAAUAUGCUCUUUCCUUAGUUAGAAUAACGGUGUUAGAGGAAAGGCUCUGUGAGGAGCCAUCUGCCUGAAAUGAAUCUUGUAUAUCCAGAUAUCCACAGACUGGAGACUCCAUAUAAGUUUCAGUUGUGUGGGAAGCAUGUGUAACCUGCCUGGGGUUCUUGUCAGAUUUGUAUCACUGCCAGUUUCACCUCUGGCAGAAGCCAUUUCACCUCAAUCACCUGGCAGGUCCACACAGUGUGCAUUAGUAACCACCCUAGUAUGCU
This is a messenger RNA of Ceratotherium simum simum (southern white rhinoceros), 2268 nucleotides long. The record is from RefSeq and is a predicted model, not a curated record. NCBI's taxonomy places the organism in Eukaryota, Metazoa, Chordata, Mammalia, Perissodactyla, Rhinocerotidae.